Molecule: messenger RNA, 1066 nt
Organism: Miniopterus natalensis
Lineage: Eukaryota; Metazoa; Chordata; Mammalia; Chiroptera; Miniopteridae
Gene: RNF208
Product: ring finger protein 208
Biological process (GO): protein ubiquitination
Molecular function (GO): ubiquitin protein ligase activity
Source: RefSeq, a predicted model, not a curated record
CCUCACCAGGCCUGGCGGGACCAGGAUGCUGGCCCUGUACCUGCCCCCCGGCCCCACCCAGCGCCCCCUCCCACCGUAGCGCCCAGGCCUACUGGAGACAGCCGGAUGCCGGCUGACCCCGGGCCCGAGGCGGGCAGCGGCUGGCCGGGCCUCCUCAUGUCCUGCCUGAAGGGCCCCCAUGUCAUCCUCAAGAUGGAGGCCAUGAAGAUCGUCCACCCCGAGAAGUUCCCCGAGCUGCAGGCGGCCGCCCCCUGCUUUCCACCUGCACCCCGGCCCGCCCCAGCUCUGGCACCCAAGCGGGCCUGGCCCUCAGACACGGAGAUCAUCGUCAACCAGGCAUGCGGCGGGGACAUGCCUGCCUUGGAAGGGGCGGCCCGCACCCCACCCCUGCCGCGGCGGCCCCGCAAGGGCAGCGCUGAGCUGGGCUUCCCCCGCGUGGCGCCCGUGGACGAGGUCAUCGUGAACCAGUAUGUGAUGCGGCCUGGUCCCGCAGCCUCCGGGCCCCCCGCAGUGCCGUCACCCGCUGCAGGGGAGCCCCUGGAGUGCCCCACCUGCGGGCACACCUACAACGUCACCCAGCGGCGGCCCCGCGUGCUGUCCUGCCUGCACUCUGUGUGUGAGCAGUGCCUGCAGAUCCUCUAUGAGUCCUGCCCCAAGUACAAGUUCAUCUCCUGCCCCACCUGCCGCCGUGAGACUGUGCUCUUCACCGACUACGGCCUGGCCGCGCUGGCCGUCAACACCUCCAUCUUAAGCCGCCUGCCCCCCGAAGCGCUGACCGCCCCGUCCGGGGGUCAGUGGGGGGGUGAGCCCGAGGGCAGCUGCUACCAGACCUUCCGGCAGUACUGUGGGGCCGCGUGCACCUGCCACGUGCGGAACCCGCUGUCAGCCUGCUCCAUCAUGUAGCGCCCGCCCGCCGCCCGCCGGUCCUCGCGCUGCUGCUUCAGGGAUCCGGCCCUGCCCUGUCCCCCUCCGACCCCUCACCCAUCACAGCUUCUGGCCCCCACCUGUGUGGCAUUGUCGCUGCAACCAACUUUGCCAUUAAAACUCUGCCAAAGUUUGCAUCUUG